Molecule: messenger RNA, 1323 nt
Organism: Lindgomyces ingoldianus
Lineage: Eukaryota; Fungi; Ascomycota; Dothideomycetes; Pleosporales; Lindgomycetaceae
Exons: 1
Coding region: 171-1214 (347 amino acids)
Source: RefSeq, a predicted model, not a curated record
CUAGUCCUAUCAGAGCUUAGACCACCCGUCUUUCAGCCCUACACACGAGCCUCAACUUGCAUCACCAAAUGCCGAUCACAACUUCCAAAAUUCUACUGCUUUACCACCAACCUUUCCCAAUUUCGCCCUUAGCUCGCCGCUAGGGAACAACACACCCAUAUCCUGUCGCCAUGGGCACAGUCCCCUCCGUAAUACGACAGAUCCUCAACCAUAUCCUCCCGUUCACAAAUCCCGCCACACCCCUCAUCCAGGACCUAAUACACACGCUCCUCCUCUGCGGAACACUCUACUAUGCCCCCGCACUAGCCGAGAGAUACCACAGCCAGCAACUCGAUGACCGAAUACCUCCAGCCGAGCCAGACCUCGACAAUACCGCCGAUCACGCCCUCACAGAUGAUCCCCCUUCACCCAACGCCAACAUCCCUCUCGACGAGCGCCUCAUCCUACAACCCGACAGCGACUCCGAAACUGACAGGGACAGAAAUAUAAACUUCAUGCCCCCAGCUCCAACCCCACCUCCUGGCCCGGGUCUCGCCCAACCACCCAUACCAUUCGCCGACCUCGACCCAGCAGAAGGCCCAGCGGAAGGCCCAGCGGACCGGCCUCGCGCCACGCCACAAAAUCGCAUCAUUGGUGCCAAAAAGGCAAAAUCACUCGCACGCAAAGACCAGCGUCGCGCAUACCACGAAUUCCACCGACAGCAAGCCGAAAUACGGCGGCAAGCCGAAGCUGCCGAGAAGGAAGAGCGCGAAGCGGAGCUAUAUGCUGAGAAAGCGCGACGAGCCGAGGUGGAACGCGAAAUAGCUGAGCGCGAGCGUCUCGGGCGUGAGAAACGGAAAGAGGAUGAAAAGCGCGAGGCCGACGCCGAACUACGCCGACGUGAACGCGCUCUUGAUACGGUGAGGGGGGAAGUGGAGCGGUAUGGUGUUGUGAAUCUGAGUGAAGUGGCAAGGGCUGAGGGGAAGAGUAGCAUGUGGAUUGACAAGCUUGUUCGCGCGUCAGGGAUAGUAGGGAGCCUGCAAAGGCCCGAGAGAGGCGAGCAUACGAUUCACACGGGCGGUAUGUGGAUUGUAAGAAUUGAUAAGGAGAUUAUGCGCGAGGUGUAUGCUAAUGCCGCUGUGCAUGGCGAGAAGCAUCGUGGGAAGAUUAGUUUUGCUGACUUUGGUAGCAUAAUUGAGGAAGCUGUUGAGGCGAGAGCUAGAGCCAAUAGCUGAGAGAAUUGGCCGAGUAUCUGCAGAACCUGUGGGACUGGAACUGCUACAAUGUAGUGUGAAUCCUCAAAUUAGUUUCUGCAUAUUGGCGCCCCCCGAAGGAGGGAAUACC